Messenger RNA from Meloidogyne enterolobii, 2172 nucleotides. The record is from the annotation of a GenBank genome assembly. Lineage: Eukaryota; Metazoa; Nematoda; Chromadorea; Rhabditida; Meloidogynidae.
UCUACGGGUAUAUUAAUAUUCAACAUGUCAGGAUUGCGUAAGGAAUUCAACUAUACUGAUAAAGAAAUUUUGUCAAUGAUGAUGGAAUUAAAGGUUACACAUACUAUUAAUUUGGUAGAACUUAGAAGAGCAUUUUUUAAGCAAAUAAAAGCUCAUCAUUCGGAUAAAGGUGGCGCUGUUCAAAAAGCACAGAUUAUAACUCAAGCCUAUCGUGUUUUAAAGCAAUAUGUGGAGGCCGGAAUAAUGCUGCCUAAAGCUACUCAAAAUGGCUUUCAUCAGCCUUCAACAUCUGCUGAUUUUGGGGGAAGGAGUGGCUGCAGACCAAAUCAAUCAGCUCCUCGAGCCGCCCCAGAUGGAUUUGAAGAUUUUGGGGAUUUUCAGGACGUAAAAUCUAAGCGAAGGAAAAAAUUUGGAGGAAUGAGUAAUGGCAAAAAUAACCAACAACAGGAAAGUGAUGAUGCUAGGGAUGAGCCUUCAACUGGAGGGAAACCUAAAAAUAUUAAUAUUAAAGCACAAAAAUUUGUUAAUGGCUAUACUUAUUUAAAAGAAGAUUUUUCUACUUAUGAUGACCCAAUGGAAAGGCCAGAUCGACAAAAGGAUGGAGUUAGAAAAAUUCGUGGUGGUUUACUUCUCUAUAAGGACUUUAAUCGUGCACUUGUACUUCCAACAGAAUAUCAAGAAUUGGGAAGUACAUUUUCCGAAAAUGAUUUGGUAGAUGACCCUUCAUUUGCACCAAUUUUGGAAAAAUUACAACAAAUUGCUUGUGAUUUGCCUUCUUUAGCCGAAAAAUUGAGAAUAUUUAUUUAUAUUGCUUGGGCAUUUGAUGGAGGUGCUAUGCAAGAUGCUAAAAUUAUGUUACAAAAAGUUAAAAUCGCACCUUAUGGUACUGAUGAUGAUUCUCUUUAUGAGAUAAAAAUACCACGCCGAACAUUUGAUGACGAUGUUUUAACUACAGGCCUUCACGUUUCAGUACGUUCUGUCUCUGAUGGAAAAUUAUAUGCUAAUGCAGUUAUAGAACAAGUCAAUCCUUCAAGUCAAAGCAUUGUUCUAUUUUUUGUCGAUCCUUUACGGCUUUCUCGAAUUUUGGCGUUGAGCAAUAAUGUAAAUGUGUCAAUUAAUAGUUCUGCUUUUGUUUAUCGCUCACAACUUCGUUCAUUAGAAUGGAUAUUGGCAAAUUGUGGAAGUAGAAGAAAUAUGGAUCAAAUAAUUUAUCCUAAGCCUGAAUUUACUGAGACCCUUGAAGAGUUUCGAACGCGCAGAGCUGUUGAAUUGUUGUCAAUGCCAUUUCGAGAAGAAGCUGAUCAUAGCUAUAAUGAAGAACAAAAAAACGCCAUCUUCUCAAUUGUCAAUAAAGAACACCAUCCAUGGCCGUUUGUUUUAUUUGGACCUCCAGGAACUGGAAAAACAAUUACUUUAAUUGAAUCAAUUAGACAUUUAGUCCUUCAAUCAUCCCAAAAUCGUAUUUUGGUUUGUACUCCAAGUAAAAUGGCUGCUGAUAAUUUUGCUGAAGCUCUUUUACAACAUGACUUUUUGGAACACAAAUAUAUUUUUAGAAUGCACUCUUUAUCAACGAUGGCACACAGUCGAAAUAAAAAAUUGGACCCGAUAUCUUAUUUAGCAAAAGAAGCCAAACACCGUUUCUUUGGAAUUCCUGAUCGUUUAAAUUUAAAAAUGUUUCGUGUAAUAAUUGCAACAUUAGCUACUUCAUCUUAUCUAAUUUUGGCUGGCGGUUUAAGGGAUUAUUUUACACAUAUAAUUGUUGAUGAAGCUGGUCAGGCAUUAGAAUCAGAAGUUUGGAUUCCUAUAGGAGGACUUGUUGGAAAAGAAACCUCUGUCGUUUUGGCAGGCGAUCCAAUGCAAUUAGGUCCAGUUCUAAAUGUAAAUUCAAUGAAAUGGUUUGGUUUUGAUAUUUCUAUGCUUAAAAGAAUUAUGCAUUCUGAAAUGUACAAGGAUUCGUCUGACGAAAGAUUUUUUGUUAUUCUACGCCAAACAUAUCGUUCACAUUAUAAUAUUUUGAGGCCUUGUUCUUAUUUAUUUUAUGAUAAUAUGUUAAUUGUUGAUGAUAGACAAGGAAAUUUUUAUAAACUUUCUGAUUGGGAAGGAUUACCUACAAAGGUCUAAAUUUGCUCUUUUAUCACAGGUUUCCCAAUAAUUUUCCAUUCUUCUCGUGGC